AAAUUAAAGCAAGAGUUAUAAAAGAAAAUUAAAAAAAAAGAAACCCUUAUACUUGCAAAAUGAAUGCAGGAGCUUAGUGAAAAAAAAAAAACUAAAACAAAAUGGACAUGAAUUAAAAACUUGAGAUAAUUUUUAAAUGAAAGCAAAAAGAAAAGAUAAAUUUGAACAAACAGUUUCGUUUUAUAUAUGAAAAGGCGCGCAGUAUUCACAUACUACGCUGGAAGCUGUGAUGCGAUAAACGAAAAUAUUGAUUUUAAAAUUUAAGCAAAAGAAUUUUCUUUUAAAUAUUAAGUGAAAAAAGAGAAACAAGAAGAGAGAAAUCAUGCAAACUGCUGUCGAUUGUAAAGGCAGCAGCAGCAGCAGCAGCAGCAGCAACAGCAGCAGCAGCAUUAAGUCGACAACAACAACAACAACGACUACGACAUCGCUAGAAGCAAUUAGAAAUGUCAAUGUAUACACUACCGCGGCUGGUGCUAGCAAUGGAGAAGAGUCGAAUGUAUUACGGCAUCGAGCCAAUAUCUCUCAUACCAUCGGAUUGAUGGAUCGUACAAAUGGCUCUAUUCAUUAUAUGGAAAGUGAUGAAUAUCUUGGUAGCAAUGUGAAAUGUAUGUCUGUGACACCGUCACCAUCACCUCAAUCAUCUCCGUCAAAGCAAUAUAAGCCAAAGGUGGAACCAUUGCCCAUAAUUACCGCUGCUACCGCUGCCAUCAUAAUAAAAGAUGAAUUAGAGAAUGUAUGCAAUAUAACAAAUAGUUCCGAUUCAUCUUCCAAAUCCAAUUCGAAUUCGAAUUCCGCAUCAACGACAUCAUCUGUGAUUAAUACGCCGAUAUUAGUGCGUAAUGGCAAUGCCUUUAAAUCAGAAGCAAACACCAAAGCAAUUACGAUUUCAUCACAUUCGCAAGAUGAAGAAAAUCAAUCAAUAGCGACAGCAACUAUAACAAAAACAACAACAACAACAACAGCGGCAACAGCAACAACAACAUCAAUUAGGGAAAGCACUCAACUGCUGUCUAUUAACACUAAAACGCUUCCAAUUGUCGUUACUUCCGUUGAUUUAAAAGAAUCGCCAUCAUCCGUUUUCUCUUCUUCUACCUCGUGUAUAUCGUCUUCAUCGGGAAAUACAACAACAAAUUCAACAACUUCAUCAAUUUCAACAACACCAGCAUCAACUACACCUGCCUCUACAACAGCUACACCUGCCACCAUAUCACCAACGAAAUCGUCAUCGAUUUCCGGCUUACUCGAAUCCGAAUUAUUGCAAUGGCAGGAUAUGCCUCAAUAUUUACAAUUCAAUCCAUAUGUACUCAAGGGUUACCGUCCGCUACAAACGUUCAAGGGCUGUUUACUUAGCUUAUUUUACUGGCACAACGAAACGAUUAACAUACUAACACACGCUAUACCUAUAGUGUAUAUAUUGGCAAUCGUGCCUGGUUUGAUGCCUUGGGAGAGUGGAUAUCGUUUUUUAUCAUUUUGUCAUGUAUUCGGUUCGGUGGCACCAUGGUGCGGCAGUUUUGUCUAUCAUCUUUUCAUGAACAUUGAACGCGGCGAAAGUGUUUACUAUACUCUACUGAAAUUAGAUAUGGUCGGUAUUUGGGUCACACAGAGUUUCGGUGCUUUGCCAUUAGUGACCGCCACGACAUUUUGUUUUACGUACAAAUGGAAAUGGUUAAUAAUAGCAUCAUAUUGCCUUAUGUCACUUUGGGGCCUUUAUAAGGCCCUAACUGCCAGUUCGCCGUGGCAGCGUCGUUUAUGUUUUGCUUUGCCCUUUACCAUGCGAUCGAUUUUAACAUUUUUGCGCACAUUAGGCGUAGUGGGUGGCAACGAUGUCGCAUUGCCUCAUGUUUACCUACAGGACGCUGUGUCUUUGGUAGGUGGUGCUAUUGGUGCUAUGCGUAUCCCUGAAAAAUGGUUUCCCGGUCUAGUGGAUUUCUAUCUUAAUUCACACAAUAUAAUGCAUGUUUUAGUUGUUGUAGCCGUCUAUUCAAUGCAUAAGGCAACUAUCAAAGACUUUGAAUGGAUGUCAACCACAGAUUGCAAUGGUUAUGCUGGCAGUAAUGCAACUGGUAAUACUAUAGAAACAAUAUUUACUACAAAUAUUGAGCUAUGACCAGCUGAUGAUGAAUUUAAUAAUCUGUUAAAUUAUUAUAAACGUUUUCUAUUUUUCAUUAAUUUUAAUAAUAGUUGAACAAUAUUCCAAUAGUUUAUUUAUGACAAAAAGAGAAUAAAAAAAAAAAAAAAAAAACA
Molecule: messenger RNA, 2244 nt
Organism: Glossina fuscipes
Lineage: Eukaryota; Metazoa; Arthropoda; Insecta; Diptera; Glossinidae
Exons: 7
Coding region: 323-2107 (594 amino acids)
Cellular component (GO): membrane
Molecular function (GO): signaling receptor activity
Source: RefSeq, a predicted model, not a curated record